Molecule: messenger RNA, 3711 nt
Organism: Drosophila willistoni
Lineage: Eukaryota; Metazoa; Arthropoda; Insecta; Diptera; Drosophilidae
Gene: ms(3)76Ba
Product: titin
Exons: 3
Coding region: 80-3562 (1160 amino acids)
Source: RefSeq, a predicted model, not a curated record
UGUCACACAACACUGUAGUUACAGUUGUCAAAAAGUUUAUGGAAAAUUUUCAUUUUGAUAUCUAAUUAAAACUACAGAAAUGGAAACUACGGUUAUGCCAAACCAACAGCACGAAGCAUCUCCAACUGAGGGUACUCCAAUGCAAUUGCCAUUGCCAUUGCCAUCAAAUGUUGAGGACCAUGUGAAGACCCAGGUGAAUGUUUCGAAUGAGGGAAACAAACGAAAGCCGAAUGCCAAUAAUCAAAGAAAACAAUUAAAAACAACCGAAACUAAGAAGAAACCGGAAAGGAAACCAAUCAGAAGAGGAAAAGCCAAGCCCCAAGAGAAUGGGAAGACAAAUGUUAUACCUAAAUCUCCAUCCGGAAUGCCAACACAGAAUGCCAACGAAGAACGUUUGGCCAGCGCUGAGAAUCAAAUGGCGAAUUCCGAUAUGAAGAGUCUGACGGCGGCUUGCAAUGAAGAGCAAGGGAUGAUAUCGAAGGCUGCUAUGGAUGAAAUUCUUACGAACUUUGCAAUGGCCGAAGCGGAAGCUCAGGGUAAAAACAUGCCACCACCUGCAGGGACAGCAAACAAACCGAAACCGAAACCGAAACGUGCCCCAGCAAGAAAAAGAAAAGCGCCUGCGCCGAAAGUUCGUAAAAUUAUUCCUAAACAAGUCGUGCCAGGCCUUGAAGUGGAAAUAGAAACACUCGAUGAUCCGCAGCCCGCAGUGAAUGCAAGAAAAAGAAAAGCGCCUGCGCCGAGAGUUCGUAAAAUUAUUUCUAAACAAGUCGUGCCAGGCCUUGAAGUGGAAAUAGAAACACUCGAUGAUCCGAAGCCCGCAGUGAAGGCAAGAAAAAGAAAAGCGCCUGCGCCGAAAGUUCGUAAAAUUAUUUCUAAACAAGUCGUGCCAGGCCUUGAAGUGGAAAUAGAAACACUCGAUGAUCCGAAGCCCGCAGUGAAGGCAAGAAGAAGAAAAGCGCCCGCACCGAAAAUUCGUAAAAUUAGCCCUGAACAAGUCGUGAAAGUCCUGGACGUGGAAAUAGAAACACUCGAUGAUCCGCAGCCCGCAGUGAAUGAACAAGAGCUCGACGACAGAGAUGAAGAUGAAGAUAAUGCUGGCAUAGCCAUAGCCAUGCCCUCCUCGGAGGAUAUAUGGCAAAGCUACUUGGAUGUCAAAGAAGGACGCAUCAAUCAAACGGAAGCAAAUUGGCCCAUUAGUUUGAUGUGUGAUCAAAGCUCUGAGCAAAGAUUGGAAGAGUCAUGCAUAUAUUUAAAGAAAAGAGUGCCGCAGCGCAAAGUCCCUGUAUAUGAUUAUAACGAGGGCAAUCUAGCUGCUCGAGAACUUCUCAAAUGGCAAAUGAAUUAUCAAAAAAAGCCACCACCCGAGCCACCAGAGGAUGCAGAUCCCAGCUGUGACGAAGCAGAUGAUUCUGAGAAUGACGACGAACAGAAUAAUCUUGUGGAGGAAGAUGCUGAUUUGAAAGAAUGGAUUCAAUCUGAGUUGCUAAACGAGCCGUUAACCGACAUUGAAGAAUUCGACAUGCUGUUAAGUAUGGGACAGGAUGAUACCAAUUAUGACACCUUAUAUAAGCUGUUAAAGCCAAGAGGUUUAGUUCCGGAAGUGAAAUCGCCUGAGCCCACAGAAAAUGAUGACGAAGACAAUUCACAGGAGACAUCUUGCUCUAGUGAAGAGUCGAAAAGCGAAGAGGAAUCGAGCCCUGAAAUGACAGAACUAAGUGAUGAGCAGCAGGAAGAAGUACCUAAUGAAGAGGCUUGCCAGGAGGACCCUAUCGAGGAGCUUAUCGAAGAGCCCCUUGAAGAACCUAUCGAAGAGCCCAUCGAGGAGUCUAUUAAACAGACCAUUGAAGAGCCAGUCGAAAAGCCUAACGAACUAUUCAUCAAACAGCCCAUAGAAGAGACCAUGGAAGCGCCUAUCGAACUGCUCAUCCAACAGCCCAUCGAAAAAACCAUGGAAGCGCCUAUCGAACUGCUCAUCCAACAGCCCAUCGAAAAACCCAUGGAAGCGCCUAUCGAAGAUCUCAUCCAACAGCCCAUGGAAAAAAUCAUGGAAGCGCCUAUCGAAGAUCUAAUCGGAGAGAUCAUCGAAGAGUCCAUCGAAGAUCCUAUUGAAGUGUCCAUCGAAGAUCCCAAUGAAGAGCGUGUCGAAAAGAUUGCCGAAGAGACAGCUAAUGAAACGCCACUGAAAGAUAUUCAUGCUGAAGUAGAAAUGCCAGAAGCAAAAGAAACCCAAGAUUGGCCAAUACCCCAGGUUCAGGUGAGUCAAGAGCCAGUCGUACACCAAGAAGAGCAAAUUCAAACGAUACCCGAAGAUGAUAUGGAUUUUGCGUCAUUUAUUGACCUUAUUAAUGAUAAAGUGGUGCCCGAUGAUGCGAUUAAAUCAACUUUGCAGCAAUUGGAAUCGGAAUUAAUGAUCAACAAUGACGAUGACAAAGAGUUGGAAAACGAAAUGGAAGAGGAACUUCCCGAGCUGCCAUUAAUUUUGGAUAUUCAAGACCUAGCCAUGCUACCACCAAAGCCCAUGGAUGAGACAGCCCAUCAGGAAUGGUUACAGGAAUGCAGUCAAAAAAUCACAGAGCAGUUGCAGCAAAUUGCCUUCUCAGUCGCUGGUGCCACACCAAAGCCGCCUGAGCCCGCUGUCGCCAAGCCACAGGGCAUAGAUUAUGAGAUGGAAAUCUCCAAGGAGCAAUUGAAGCCAUCCAUCUCUGUUUCACCCAAACGACCUGUUAACCACACGGGCUGGCAGAAUAAGUUUGUCGAAAUGCUUGACGAUUUCGAGGAUGAUGUUCUCCAAAAUAUGACAGAGUUCCGAGAUCCGCAAGCCAAGCGAUUGCGUUCCAAAUGGUAUGCACAGUGUAGCAAAACCGUUCAGGAUUUGCGCCGGACCCUCGUCUUGCCGGCAUUGCCUCAUCCGGCAAGCGAGCGUUUGCAAAAGAUACGAAUACUGCGACGUCCACCAAAACGUAGCGAACCCUUCCGCAUGAGUAUCGAAAUGAAAUAUGUGCGGACUUUUUGUACAGUGCAAACAAAGCGGCAAAUGAAAUUGAUGUCUCUGCUUAGUGUAUUGGAUAAUUCGAUAUAUUGCCCCGAAAUUGAUGUAUUACAAAAGCGUUCCGAGUCUGCACAGUUGGCCUGGUUGUGGCGGGAUGGAACGGUUAUGAUCAUCAAUGGACGUAGUAAAAAAAUGCUUGCCGAAACCCAAAAGGAUCUGAUGUCAAGGAUUCUGGGUGUUAAGAAAACGUCUUGCCCGCAACAUUGUGAAAAUGUUACAUACCUACGGCUCACAUUUCAUGCCCAGUUCCCGUGGAAGAUUGAUUUGAGUGACUUCAAUAGGGCUUUAAUUCUCAGUCCCGAGCCAAUACAAGGAGCUAACAGCCGUUAUGCCUAUUAUGUGAAUAAGGAUUUUCCCGGAGUGGCCGCACGUGUCUUUGAAUCCGGUGCGAUAGCAGUUUAUGCCAUGAGUCCGGCUGAGGCUGAUCAAAUGUUCGAAUGUCUUUAUAUGACAUCGUCCAAAUAUCGUAAGGCUGAGGCGGCGAAUUUGGCUAAUGAAUCGAUAAGGUGAGGAACAUGAUAAGUCUCGUAUUGGGCAAAGUAUUAAACGACAACAUUUUUAUUGUUCCUUGUUCCCUCCUCCCAUCCCUUCCCUCCCUUUUCGGCAUUGUUUGAAUUAUGGCUACUGGGUUCGGCAUCCUUAGACAUUUGUGUGUUAAU